AUUUGGAGGGCGGGGGGCGAUCUCAAGCUCUUUUCGUUGCGGAAAGUCUUUGAAGUAAGGGAUCUAGAAGAGUGUCCCUGGGCGACCAUGCCAGGCGCCUGGUGCUUGGUGACGCUGCUAUUCCGGGAAAGUGGAGGCAGAGGGCGCGGUCUUGGCCCGGCAGCCACUCGCUGAAGCCCCUGGCAGGGGUUCGCCAAGCUGUCCUGCCGGGUCCCUUGCCCAUCCCCGCCGCCGCCGUGACAGUUGGGGGUCUAGGGAGCCGACUGGAGGAGACCCGCGCAUUGUCUGCCGCGCGAUGGGGACGUGGGCGUGCCGGCUGCCUUCACCUCCUCCCGGACCCGGCGAUUGUAUUGUGUGGGGAGGAGCCGGCCGAAAAGCCCUCGGGGCUUAAAACGCCAGAAAGUUCGCGGGCCGCUGGCCACCAACCUUCAGCCCUGGCGGCCCACGCCCUGAGCCCAGUUCGGGAGGAGGAGCUGUCUACGGAUUUGCAUUAGAAUUUAGGAUCCUGGAAGCCCCUUCCCCCACCCCCAGGUUUGAGUUGCUAGAGGAGGAAUUCCGAAGCCUGCCUUUCCCUGCCUCCUGAGCUCACUGCCGGGAAGCUGCUGCCUGCGUGUCCUGGAACUUAAAUUGUGUGAAGUUGUGAGUUGAGUGCCACCCCCCUCUGGAGAGAAGCAGGGAGGAGACCCAGGACCCCGGGCACCCUGCACCUCAGCUUCCAGGCUGGGUGGGUGAAGACAGGGUCUGCAGCCAGGAUCUACGGCAUCUUCUUCUGUGACCAAAGCUCCAAGGUCAGGGACUCUGUAAAUGGCUCGACUCCCUGCCGGCAUCCGCUUCAUCGUCUCCUUCUCCAGGGAUCAGUGGUACAGGGCCUUCAUUUUCGUCCUGACAUUUCUGCUGUACGCCAGUUUCCACUUAUCCCGAAAGCCCAUCAGCAUAGUGAAGGGUGAGCUGCAUAAGCACUGUGCUGGGGGUGAGGCUGAGCCCAGCUUCAGUGGCCAGAGCAGCAGCGCCGGCCACAGGCCCCCUCGCCAGCUCCCGGACAACGAGACUGACUGCGGCUGGGCCCCGUUUGAUAAGAACAACUAUCAGCAGCUGCUCGGGGCCCUGGACUACUCCUUCCUGUGCGCCUAUGCUACUGGGAUGUACCUGAGUGGCAUAAUAGGGGAGCGCCUGCCCAUCAGGUACUACCUGACGUUCGGGAUGCUGGCCAGCGGGGCCUUCACCUCCCUGUUUGGGUUGGGAUACUUCUACAACAUCCACAGUUUCGGAUUCUACGUGGUCACGCAGAUCCUCAACGGAUUGGUGCAGACCACCGGCUGGCCCAGCGUUGUCACCUGCCUCAGCAACUGGUUUGGGAAAGGAAGGCGAGGGCUGAUCAUGGGCGUCUGGAACUCCCACACCUCCGUGGGCAACAUUCUGGGCUCCUUGAUUGCUGGCUACUGGGUGUCCACGUGCUGGGGCCUGUCCUUCAUCGUGCCUGGGGCCAUCGUGGCAGCCAUGGGGAUAGUGUGCUUUCUCUUCCUUAUUGAGCAUCCGAAGGACAUCAGAUGCUCCUCCACCCUGUCCAUGCACUCCAAAGGCUACGAGAACACAGUGGACAGAUUCAGACUCCACAAGCCAGUCCUGCACGGCGAGAAGAGCAGGCCUCUGACCCUCACCCAGGACCCAGAGAUGCAGUGCUUACUGAUGGCUGACGGGAAGAGUUCCAUCUGCCCGAGCCACGUCGUCGUCCUGCCAGGGGACAGCGGGAACAGCAUGACCGCCAUCAGCUUCACGGGGGCCUUGAGAAUCCCGGGUGUGAUUGAGUUCUCUCUCUGCUUGCUCUUUGCCAAGCUGGUCAGCUACACUUUCCUCUUUUGGCUGCCGCUGUACAUCACCAGCGUGGACCACCUCGAUGCCAAGAAAGCCGGCGAGCUCUCCACCUUGUUCGACGUGGGCGGGAUCUUCGGUGGGAUUCUGGCGGGUGUCAUCUCCGACCGGCUGGAGAAGCGGGCCUCCACCUGUGGCCUGAUGCUGCUGCUCGCGGCCCCCACGCUCUACGUCUUCUCCUCCGUCAGCAAGAUGGGCCUGGAGGCCACCGUAGCCAUGCUGCUCCUCAGCGGGGCCCUGGUCAGCGGACCCUACGCGCUCAUCACCACCGCCGUCUCCGCUGACCUGGGCACUCACAAGAGUCUGAAAGGGAACGCUCACGCCCUGUCCACCGUGACAGCCAUCAUCGACGGCACCGGGUCUGUAGGAGCAGCCCUGGGCCCCCUGCUGGCGGGGCUCAUCUCCCCCUCGGGAUGGAGCAACGUGUUCUACAUGCUGAUGUUUGCAGACGCCUGUGCCUUACUGGCUGAAGGAACACUGACCCCGGAGUCCCGUGGAGGAAGGGCUGAGCCCGUCCCUCACAAACUGUUUGGAGAGACAGCUGAAGGAGGACCCUGCCCCGAGUGGCUCGCCCUUGCCUUUUGCACACGCUCCUGGAAAAGGCCCAAGGGCCGACUUGAGAAUUCCUGGUACUAGUCACACAGACGGGCGCUCAGGACAGCAGCGCAGGUCCAGGACGCUGUCCGACUGCCUUAGCUGAGCCCAUGGAUGGACAGCUCUGGCCGCCCCAGCCCCACAGAUGCGCGUCCAUCUAGUCCCUUGAAUACAGUAUGUGACAGCCCCGUGGCACUGACCCACAGCACCUGGCAGCCCUGUCCGUCUCAGGUACCCAGCAGCAGUGUUAAAGUGCACGAGCCCCAUGCUGCAGGAGAUCCGGCCACCACGUGCCGCGGGUCCCGGAGGACUUGAACGGGCAGGGAAAGGCCGGGCCUGGGACCUCAAGGACACGUCAGCCAGCCCGGAGCCCGCCUCUGCCUGGCAUCAGAACCAAGGCAGAACCAAGACCCCUACUACCCAACAGGUUUCUCCAUCCCUUCCCAGACUCGGUCCCCACCUGGACACUGAUGGUCAGGAAGUGGACAGAGAUGGCAAUACGCUGCCUAAGGAACCAGCCCCAGGGCACUGUGACCCCUGCCCAGCUCCAGGCAUCCUGCUGGUGUCUGCAGCCACGCACUGCUGGUCCCCUGUGAUGUCCAGGGCCGGGGCAGAGGCCUGGGAAGGGGCCUGGCUGUGGGCACCAAGAGCCACGGGCGUCUCUGAGCCACUUGACUCGGUCACUUGCACAAACACGGGAGCAGUUUCUAGAUCCAUAGCAACAGAGGGGAUAUUUAUUUAAAAUGUAUGAUGUCUUAUCUGAGGCUAAAGGAAUACAAAUGGCAUUUUGUUAUUUAUUAAGACAAACUAGUGGCUCUCUGGACAUCUGUUUUCUGGGUUGGCUAUAGCAACGUCCUUAGCUGCCUUUUGAAAUAAAAUGGGUUUUUAAAAAAAAUCCAAGCAGAAUACUCAGGGAAUAUUGAUCAUUUCUGCCCGUGUUUCCAUCACACUAAAAGAAAACUUCCAAAUA
Marmota flaviventris (yellow-bellied marmot) is the source of this 3433-nucleotide messenger RNA. Lineage: Eukaryota; Metazoa; Chordata; Mammalia; Rodentia; Sciuridae. The record is from RefSeq and is a predicted model, not a curated record.